Messenger RNA from Myotis brandtii (Brandt's bat), 2756 nucleotides. RefSeq names its product DCN1, defective in cullin neddylation 1, domain containing 1 (gene DCUN1D1). The record is from RefSeq and is a predicted model, not a curated record. The coding region runs from base 28 to 951 and encodes 307 amino acids. Gene Ontology annotation, cellular component: ubiquitin ligase complex. Gene Ontology annotation, molecular function: ubiquitin-like protein binding; ubiquitin conjugating enzyme binding; cullin family protein binding. NCBI's taxonomy places the organism in Eukaryota, Metazoa, Chordata, Mammalia, Chiroptera, Vespertilionidae. Gene Ontology annotation, biological process: positive regulation of ubiquitin-protein transferase activity; protein neddylation. The transcript is spliced from 8 exons.
CCCUGUGAACCCCGAGAGCGCGUGGACAUGUGCUCUGUUCUUGGUGAUCUCCGGGUCGGCAGCAUCCUGUGGAGAGCCACGGUCUCGGUGAUGCGCAUCACCUGUUCAGGAAUUCAGGUUUCUCGUGUGCUUCAUCUGAGAGUUCAGCUUGGAUUGGAGCGUAACAAGUUGAAAUCAUCGCAGAAGGAUAAAGUUCGUCAGUUUAUGAUCUUCACACAAUCUAGUGAAAAAACAGCAGUAAGUUGCCUGUCUCAAAAUGACUGGAAGUUAGAUGUUGCAACAGACAAUUUUUUCCAAAAUCCUGAACUUUAUAUACGAGAGAGUGUAAAAGGAUCAUUGGACAGGAAGAAGUUAGAACAACUAUACAAUAGAUACAAAGAUCCUCAAGAUGAAAAUAAAAUUGGAAUAGAUGGUAUACAACAGUUCUGUGAUGACCUGGCCCUCGAUCCAGCCAGCAUUAGUGUGUUGAUCAUUGCGUGGAAGUUCAGAGCAGCAACACAGUGCGAGUUCUCCAAGCAAGAGUUCAUGGACGGCAUGACAGAAUUAGUGAACUGUGCUAAAUGUGACAGCAUAGAAAAACUAAAGGCCCAGAUACCCAAGAUGGAACAAGAAUUGAAAGAACCAGGACGAUUUAAGGAUUUUUACCAGUUUACUUUUAAUUUUGCAAAGAAUCCAGGACAAAAAGGAUUAGAUCUAGAAAUGGCCAUUGCCUACUGGAAUUUAGUGCUUAAUGGAAGAUUUAAAUUCUUAGACUUAUGGAAUAAAUUUUUGUUGGAACAUCAUAAACGAUCCAUACCAAAAGAUACUUGGAAUCUUCUUCUAGACUUCAGUACAAUGAUUGCAGAUGACAUGUCUAAUUAUGAUGAGGAAGGAGCAUGGCCUGUUCUUAUUGAUGACUUUGUGGAAUUUGCACGCCCUCAAAUUGCUGGGACAAAAAGUACAACAGUGUAGCACUAAAGGAACCUUCUAGAAUGUACAUAGUCUGUACAAUAAAUACAACGGAAAAUUGCACAGUCAAUUUCUGCUGGCUGGACUGAACUGAAGAUCAAUCCUCCUAAUUCAGACUGAGGGUUGAGACAAAACUUUAAGGAUACAUCUUGGACCAUAUCGUAUUUCAUUCUUCUAAUGGUGGUUUGGGCUUGUCUUCUAGUCUGGGCCGCUCUAACCAUUUAUAAUUCUACAUUGUGGAUUUCAUCUUAUAUCUGUGGACCAUCCUAGUUUAUUCUCCCAUAAGUCUUAGAAGCUUUAUGGUGAUUAUUUUGAGGUUUCCAUUCUUGCAUAAAGCACAAUGCUGUCUUCAUCAGAAAACAGUUUGGCAUAAGAAUUAAACAUGAACAUCACAAACAAUUUAUAAAAACUUCUUAAAUAUAUGCUUUGGGCUAGUUGCAAAGACUAUGCUAAUAGCACUUCCAAUGAGAGUGAUAUAUUUAAGUGUACCAGAUCUGGAAUGGUGUUUUGGUUUGGGGGAUUUUUUUUUCCUGGAAAAUCACUUGUAUUGUUGAUGUGAGUAGAGAAUCUGAUGAAAAAAAUGUCAAAAUAACCAACGUGAAAAUUUUUUAGGAUAACUUCUUGUGCCUACCUGAAAAAUUUAUUGUGUUUCAGACCCUCGAUUUCAAAAGGUCCCACAGACCUACUCUCCUUAUCUUACCUAUGUUUAUAUAUAGUUGUCCUACAGGGAGCUUUUAUUUAGAAAAUGUCUGCAUAAUGUUAGAUUCUACUGUCUACAUUCUGCAGCACAUAAUUGGAUUUCAUUAUGAUUUUGAAAUGCUUAUAUGCCUGUUGAAUAAGUUAAACUAUUUAAUUUGUUUUGAAUGUUUUAGAUUGCUACACAAUACAAUAUUCUAAAUUUAGGCAUGAGGGUUUAUUUUAUUUUUUUAGCACACCAUGGAACAAAAAUGAAAUUUUCUUAAUUUAUAAGAAGAUAGUAGGAAUUAAAUUUUGAAAAUGGUUGUGAAUGAGCCAUGACGUUCAAUCCUCAUAGGUACUGCUUUUUCAGACAAAUAGUCCAUUUUUGAUGACCUUAUUUUGUUGAAACUGCUUUAACUGCUAAUCACUGUGGUUGCCAAAUACUUCAGGAGCAAAGAUUUUCAAGCAAGCAUGCACUUGAUGCAAAAUACCAAUCUGGCUUCUAUUUUUGUAAAUUAUUCAGUCUCUACUGUUUUUGUUUCACUCAAAUUUGAUGUUUUCACGUCAAAGCAGAAUUCUAUCUUGUAUGUAUUAUAUUCAUUACAAGAUCUAUGAACUGCUUUUAUGCUGAAAAUGCUGAUUUUCCUGUUCACUUCCUAACACAUGAAGGAGGAUUUAUUGCUUUUUAAAAGAUUUCUGUAAGGUAGGUUAAAAAAUGUAAAACUUCAAAUGUUGGAUGCCUAUGGACUUUAACAGGAAUAGGUUUUGCUUGGUGUAUCCAUGCACUCUCUAAGAUCUAAUGUUGAAAUUAUCAAAGGAAUGUACUUCAGAUUAGCAGUACGUUUUAGAUGUGGAAAUGGUUUUAAGAACAAUGACAUAUUAAGACCACUUUUUAUUUACAUAAUUUUGAAGUUGACUAGGAAGGUUUCCCACAGAUCUUAUAUUAAUAUUCCAAUCAUAUUCUUCCAAAAGAAAAAUUUGAAAAUUUCUAUUCAGGUUACUGGAAUUGGUUAUUUGAAAAAAAAAAAAAAAAAGGAAGAAAAAAGAAUCCUGCUGCUUCCCUUUCAAGUAUUUCCUGAUUUCAUAUUUGUAAAUAUAAAGAGGAACUUCAAUUAUGAAAAAAUUUAAAA